Messenger RNA from Candidozyma haemuli, 534 nucleotides. RefSeq lists its product as uncharacterized. Gene Ontology annotation, cellular component: mitochondrion. The transcript has a single exon. The record is from RefSeq and is a predicted model, not a curated record. The coding region runs from base 1 to 534 and encodes 177 amino acids. Gene Ontology annotation, biological process: protein stabilization; protein folding; protein import into mitochondrial matrix. Gene Ontology annotation, molecular function: zinc ion binding; protein-folding chaperone binding. Lineage: Eukaryota; Fungi; Ascomycota; Pichiomycetes; Serinales; Metschnikowiaceae.
AUGCUUCGCUCUUUGGCCCGUUUGAAUAUCCAUAGGUCGCUAAGACUAGCCCCAAGAUCCAGAGUUGGCCCAGCUUUGGCCACAGCCAGACUCCCCUUUCAAUCCACCGUUCCAGUGCUGAGACAGAUUAGAUACCACUCCACAGACAACAGCGACAACAAAACGGCCACUUUGAAAGGAGAUGCUCCACAGCUCAUGAUCGCCUUCACAUGUACCAAGUGUGACACCAGAUCCUCGCAUACUUUCUCCAAACAGUCAUACACCAAGGGAACGGUCUUGAUCCAGUGCCCUGGUUGCAAAGGUCGUCAUUUGAUCGCCGAUAACCUUAAGAUCUUCCGUGAUAACAACGUCAAUUUGGAAGAUAUUCUUCAGGCCAAGGGAGAACUGGUGGCAACCACUACGGAUGACCUUGCUUUUGAAGAUAUUCCUGAAUCCUUGAGGAAGACCAUUGGCCAUCAUGCCAAGGACGCUCCAGAGGAGUACCAGAAGAAAUAUGACAAUCAGGACAACGGUUUGCCUCCAACCAAGGACUAG